CAUAAGUGAUAAUAACUAUCAUAAGUUUGAAUUAUCAAUCAACUUCGAAUAACAUUUCGUAUUCGUAUCAAUCGUAUCUUACCAUAAUAUCGCUACUAUAUCCUAUGUAAACUGUUAUGGUGCUAAACUUCUGUAGUUCUGUAAUAUUGUUAUAGUCACUAUUUAUUUAGUAUUUACUAUUUAGUACUUCGGAAACAUUGGGACUUGAUAGUCGCUACUCGCUACUCGCUAGUCGGUGUGCGUAAAUGGUACAACGCUGUCGUGCUGUUCCUUAAAUAAAUAUUUCGUAUUAUACAUUUAUAUUGCCGUUGACAUAAUGAAUACGUCCACACAGUACAGUAUGCGUUGGGAUGACUUUUCAUCCCAUUUCACAAAUGAAUUUGUGUCUCUACGGAAUGACGAACAAUUCGUCGAUGUCACAUUAUGUUGCGAUGAUCAGUUCAUCAAAGCUCACAAAGUUAUUUUAUCAGCAUGCAGUCCUUAUUUUAAAAAAAUACUCAUGAUGAAUCCAUCGAAACAUGUCACGGUUAUUAUGCACAACGUGGAAUAUGAACUCAUGAAAACUUUAGUUGACUUUAUGUAUUUAGGAGAAGUACUUGUAAAUCAAAAUAAUGUUGAUAGAUUUUUUAAAUUAGCCAAAACAUUCAAUAUAAAAGGAUUUCAAAAUGGAUUCAAUAAAAAUGAAAGUUCAAUUUUACCUUCUUUGUGUGAAAAUGUAGAACAAGAUGUGCCAAAAAACGAUGUUAUUGAUUCUAUGGAUAACCAUGAUGAUGGUUUAUUUGCUAAUCAACUAGAUCAACUCAAUCAACUUGUGAAUCCCAAUGAAAUAAUUAAACGAAGAAAAAUAGAAACAAAUUAUUGGCAACAAUCUACUGAAACAACGCCAUCAACACAACCUGAAAAACAGAGGUGUCAUUCUUUAGAUCCACGGCCAUGUCCAGAGUGUGGGCGUCAGUAUAGUAGUUUAUCUAACUUAAGGCAACACAUUGAAUUAAUUCAUAAACCUGGUUGUGUCGUUUGUCCUUUAUGUGGUAAAACAUUCAAAAAUAAGCUUUACCUACGGCGGCAUUUUAUUAGUUUUCAUGAAAUGUUACCAUCCAAAGUUCAAAAUACAUCUGAUCCAAGUACACCUUAUACUUCAACACCAUUACAUUAUCAGUCUGAUCAAAACCAACAGAGAUUACAAAUCAAAGAACAGUCUAAUACCCAACAACUGAGUUCUACUUGUUUUGAUCAAAGUAUACAUCCACGUUAAGUAAAGCUAAAUGACAAAUGUAAUGUUACUUUUUCUAAUAAUUGUUGUUAUUGUAUUAUUAUUAAGUAUUAUCAAAGGCCACAGGUUAAAGCAUCUAAUUUUAAAUUAAAAAUAUUAACUUUUUAUGUGCAAUUAUAUUAAAUGUAAAUACUUUAUUCUUUAUUAAAAAGUAUGCUAUUUUUUGUAGACACAUGUUCAAUGAGUUUAUAGGGUCUUAAUCUUCCAGAACAUUUUCUAUGAUAUGUUUUUUUUUGGUUUUUUUAAAGUAUUUUAAUACUUGGAUUCUAAACCAAUUAUCUUUAGUUAAAUUCUGG
Messenger RNA from Melanaphis sacchari, 1569 nucleotides. Its product is annotated as protein abrupt-like. Gene Ontology annotation, molecular function: protein binding. The coding region runs from base 317 to 1255 and encodes 312 amino acids. Lineage: Eukaryota; Metazoa; Arthropoda; Insecta; Hemiptera; Aphididae. Gene Ontology annotation, cellular component: nucleus. The transcript has 4 exons. Gene Ontology annotation, biological process: regulation of transcription by RNA polymerase II. The record is from RefSeq and is a predicted model, not a curated record.